AUGCACUUCAACGCUGCUCUGGCCGUUCUGGCGGCCUCCAAGGUUGUCCUGGCUGCUCCUGCAGCUGAUGAGGUUCAUGUUAACCCUGCACUCCGAUUGAUCAAGACGUCCGAAGCCGAUCUCGGUACUUGGGUCACGGAAGAGGAAAAGAUCGAGAACUACGUCAACAAAAACGUUGGUUUCAUUGACAUCACCGACAUCACCUCUGCCAUCGAGGCCAGACAAGCCGUCACGUACCCCACCACGCUGACCCACGUUACCGAGGCCAAUUCGUUGAUUGCCAAGGUUUCCAACACUCAGCCUCAGUCUUGGCUCAAGACGUUGACCGACUUUUAUAACCGCUACUAUCGUUCCACCUAUGGUACACAGUCUGCCACCUGGUUGUUCAACCAGGUCAAGUCUGUUGCUGCGGCCAACUCUGCCAUCACCGUUACGCAAUUCACCCAUUCGUUCAACCAACCUUCUAUCAUUGCUAAGAUUCCUGGAACCAGCUCCAACUUGGUGAUUGUUGGUGCUCACUUCGACUCCACCGGCGGUUCUUCCACCGCCCGCGGCCCGGGUGCUGACGAUAACGGCUCCGGUGUUGUCGUAGUCCUUGAGGCUCUACGCGUCCUCGCCAAUGCUGGAUUCAAGCCCAAGAAUACUCUCGAGUUCCACUUCUACGCCGGCGAGGAGGGCGGCCUGCUCGGCUCGCAGGCUGUCUUCUCCAACUACAAGUCUGCAGGCAAGAAGGUGCUCGGCUUUGUCAACCAAGACAUGGCCGGUUACUCGCCCUCUGGCAAAGUCUCCGUAUACAACGAUUACGUUGACACUGCUCUGACCAACUACGUCCGACUUGUCGCCACCCAGUACACUGGCAGCUCACCGACUAGCGACACCUGUGGAUACGGAUGCUCUGACCACGCCAGUGCUCGCUCCAACGGCUUCCCUGCUGCCUAUGUCUGCGACGAGCCUAUUGACACUUCAACCCCUUACAUCCACAGCCCCAAUGACAGCUACGACACCAUUCAAUGGCCUGCCGUCCUCCGUCACUCCAAAUUUACCGUUGGCUUUUUGGUAGAGGCCUCAUACUUGUAG
Colletotrichum spaethianum is the source of this 1077-nucleotide messenger RNA. RefSeq names its product leucine aminopeptidase 1. The record is from RefSeq and is a predicted model, not a curated record. Lineage: Eukaryota; Fungi; Ascomycota; Sordariomycetes; Glomerellales; Glomerellaceae. The coding region runs from base 1 to 1077 and encodes 358 amino acids. The transcript has 6 exons. Gene Ontology annotation, biological process: proteolysis. Gene Ontology annotation, molecular function: metalloexopeptidase activity.